This is a messenger RNA of Alosa sapidissima (American shad), 2448 nucleotides long. It is a transcript of the gene hsd11b2, whose product is annotated as hydroxysteroid (11-beta) dehydrogenase 2. Gene Ontology annotation, molecular function: oxidoreductase activity. The record is from RefSeq and is a predicted model, not a curated record. The transcript is spliced from 5 exons. The coding region runs from base 343 to 1590 and encodes 415 amino acids. NCBI's taxonomy places the organism in Eukaryota, Metazoa, Chordata, Actinopteri, Clupeiformes, Clupeidae.
AUUCACUGGCUCUUGCACUCUGUCCGUCUGUGUAGGAAGUGUUGGUGUGUGUGUCUAUUCGUGUGUGUGUGUGUGCUUGUGGUGCUGUGCUGUGCUGACACUGCCGUGUGUGUGUAUGUGUGUGCCAGAGCUUGCAUGCUUCCUUAGUGCGUCUGGAACAAGAACAGUCCAAGAGGCACAUGGUUGCUCAUUUAUUUGUAAGUUAGAUCUUCACUGUUACAGGCAGAUAAGGGCAAGUGGAACUAAAGACAGAUAGAUAGACAGUGAGAGAAAGAGAGGAGGACAGGCAGAAAAAGAGAGAUAGAUAGAGAGACUACCCCCCUCCUGUCCUCUACCACCACAAUGGAAGGCUGUGCACUGUCCUUCUGGAUUUACAUGGGCGUGAUGUCGGUGUUUGUCGGCGGCGUGGUGAGGAAGGUCCUGGCGUCCCACAUCAGUGCCAUGCCCUCGCUGGUGGCCUGGCUGGCGGCCACCGUGCUGCUGGAGAGGCUCUGCACCCUCUGCCUACCCGCCUUCCUGGUGCUGGCUGGGCUCUGUGCCGCCUGUUGUCUCUACUCCUCCAGGCAGGCACCAAACCUGGCUACCAGCCUGCCAACAGAGGAAAAGGCUGUCCUCAUCACAGGCUGCGACACAGGCUUUGGGCAUGUAGCGGCCAAGCGGCUGGACGCACUGGGCUUUGAGGUGUUUGCUACGGUGCUAAACCUGGCCGGGGAGGGAGCGCAAGAGCUCCAGCGUACCUGCUCGCCUCGCCUCACCGUCCUGGAGGUGGACAUCACCAGGCCUGAGGAUGUCCAACAGGCCCUGAUCAACACUAAGGCCAAGCUGGGCAUGAAAGGUUUGUGGGCUUUGGUGAACAAUGCCGGAUUAUGUGUCAACUUUGGCGAUGCCGAGCUCUCGCUCAUCUCCAACUACAGGGGCUGCAUGGAGGUGAACUUUUUUGGGACGCUGAGUAUUACCAAGGCCUUCCUCCCACUGCUGAGGCAAGCCAAGGGCAGGAUCGUGACCAUCUCCAGCCCUUCAGGAGAUCUGCCCUUCCCGUGCUUAGCAGCCUACGGAGCCUCCAAGGCAGCACUGAACCUCUUCAUCAAUACACUGAGGCACGAGCUAGAGCCUUGGGGUGUGAAGGUGACCACCAUCCAACCGGGAGCCUUCCGCACAGGACUUAGCAGUAACAUGGAGCACUGGGAGAAGCAGCACAAGGUCCUGCUCGAAAACAUCUCGCCCAGUCUUCUGGAGGAGUAUGGCGAGGAGUACAUACAGGAGACGCGAGAGCUGUUCGCCAGCCAUGCGGCGACGGCUCCUACAGAUGUGAGUCACGUUAUCAACACCAUCGUGGAGGCCCUGGUCUCCCCACAGCCCCAGGUGCGUUACUUUGCCGGUCCUGGGGUAGGGCUCAUGUAUUUCAUCCAUUCGUACCUCCCUACCACCCUCAGCGACAAAUUCCUCCAGAAACUCUUUAUCAAGAAGCAGAUCCAGCCACGAUCGCUGAGGAAGCAGAACAAUCUGGGUAAAAUCCACAGUCACAAUAACAACAACAACAACAACAUCAGCAGUUUAAACAACAACAAUAUUAUCACAUCGGAACAGUAAUUAUGUAGUCUGUUGUAACGUUAUAAGACCACUAAUGUAAUACACUCAUAGUUGUUGUUUUUUUAGCAUUUUUGUUUAUAUUGAGCAUUUGUAUCCUUUCUUCUGUUAUUUUAUAAAAGAUGUUAUUUUGUCACCUUGGAAGGGAUCAUUGAAUUGCACCAAAAAAGUAUACGUCACAGCUGCAGUUUAUAUAAAGAUCAGCACUAUAUAACAUUUAUCAUAUGUACCACCGAAGGUGGUGUAAUCUACUGAAGGACUCAAAAUGAAAUAUUUUUAUCGCUGGUAUUAUUUCGUCCCAUGCUCACACUGUUAGUGUAAGUGAAUACAAAUGUUUCAACCAACCAACACAAUGUGUAGACAUAAAGAAAGAUCGGAUAUGGACUCGAUGUGCCUUGGCAGCAUUGGCUUUGCUUUUGUAAAGUAUGUUCAUAGAGACCCCAACAGGCAACUGAUUGGGUGCUAAUAUUCCUGUCUGCCUUGUCAUAGUUGCCAUAAAGUGUGUGUUUCAGCAUCCAUUGUGUAAGAACUGCAUACACUGUGUUGGAUCUGCUGAUCAAUCAGAUAUAAGAGCUCUAUUUUAUGAGACCAAGAGAUGUGCUUUAGAUUCAAGGACUUAAUACUAAAUGUUGGAUUUGAUGUUUAAUUGAUAUUUUAUGUUGCUGUUUUUUAUGUACAUGUUUGUUUUCCAUACUACUACAUUAUUCUUUAAAUUUGAAUAUGUAUGCCAGUUCUCUUUAUCAAUCACUUAAACUGUGAACUUUGUAAAAAAAUGCAAAAAAAUCUGCAAAAAAAAUAUAUGUAAAUUGUUCACCCUGUUCAUUCUUAGAUGAUAUUAAAGUUGAAUUUUUUACAAAAUGA